This is a messenger RNA of Bombina bombina (fire-bellied toad), 2998 nucleotides long. Its product is annotated as oocyte zinc finger protein XlCOF6. NCBI's taxonomy places the organism in Eukaryota, Metazoa, Chordata, Amphibia, Anura, Bombinatoridae. The transcript has 5 exons. Bases 272 to 2863 code for a protein of 863 amino acids. The record is from RefSeq and is a predicted model, not a curated record. Gene Ontology annotation, biological process: regulation of DNA-templated transcription.
CUAUGGGUAUAAUCAUGCAGCAGGAAUUAGCAGCCAGUACUGUAACAGUUAACAAUGCCGAGUAGAGCUUGCCCCGCCCGCCUCCUUACUGAGCUGCAGUGACAUCAUCAUGACGAUUCUAACAGGAAGUGCUGAGAAGCUGAGCAUACUGGAGAUUUAGGAGUACAAGGGACAAUAAUAAUGUGAAGGGGAAGGCAGAAGAGAGUUAUUUUAAGUUGUUUAGGACAUCACAAGUUCAGGAAAAAUUUUUGAAGACUCUGAAUUAGUCAUCAUGAUGAAUGUGGAAAUGAUACAAAUGACUGAAAACAUUUUGAACGAAACCUCUGAGAUCCUUUACCAGCUGAAUGAGCAGGAACAAGCUAAGUUUGAUGAAGUUGCCGUUUAUUUCACUAAGGAGGAGUGGGACCGUUUAAAUGAAGAAGAAAAAGAGAUUUACAAAGAUGUUAUGUUGGAGAACUAUCAUAAUCUCAGGUUUCUAGGUCACAUUCGUAUGAAACCUACACUUGUGUCGAGGAUUGAGGAGGGAGAGGAGCCGUACGUAAGAAUUUAUCAGCAGCCACGGGAGGAUGUGUUUCUUGUAAACAAUGGCGUAGAUUUAUCUAUGACAAAAAAUACAACACUCAUUCACCAUGCACCCCUCGAUAUACCUUCCUUUGUGUGGAAGGAUAACUUUGGGAAAUAUGAUCUUCAGGAGACAAAUCGUAAUGUCCAUAAUCCUGCAAGCAAGAUUGAGAUGAAGACAGUUAUAAUAAAGGAAGAAGAAUAUACUAGUGUUACCCCAUAUAUCCAAGAGCAUGACCAAUCAUGCAAGACUCCUAAUAACAUAUCUGUAAUUAGAUCUAAAAGCAAAGAUAAUGAAAAUGUACAAGAUAACCAGUCAUAUAGAUUUAUGCAUUGUACGGAUCAGAAAGUCUUAAAUACACGUGUAGGGCUGGCAUGUUUUGAAUGUGGGAAACGUUUUAGUCAGAAGUCAGGUCUUCUUAAACAUCAAAGAUAUCAUAUGGCAGAAAAAACAUUUACGUGUACUGAAUGUGAAAAAUCCUUUGGAUCUAACAAAGCUCUUGCCACUCAUAAAAGAGCACACACAGAAGAGAAACCUUAUGUAUGCACCGAAUGUGGAAAAUGUUUCCGGCACCGCUCCCAUCUUAGUAAUCAUUUAAAAGUUCACGGGGAGAUCAAAACAUAUACAUGUUCUGAAUGUGGGAAAUGUUUUGCUAAUAAUGCAAAGCUUGGUAUACAUAAAAGGAUACACACAGGAGAAAAACCGUUUGCAUGCACUGAAUGUGGGAAGUCUUUUGCUACCAAAGCAAAACUCGUUAAACAUGAGCGAAUUCAUACAGGAGAAAAACCAUUUGCAUGCUCAGAGUGCGGAAAGUGUUUUAGUCAAAGCUCAAAUCUUAUCACUCAUAGGAAAAAGCACACAGGCGAAAAACCUUUUGAGUGUUCUGAAUGUGGGAAAAGCUUCAGUAUGAAGUCAAGUCUUCUAGUACAUCAGCGUAUGCACACUGGCGAAAAACCAUACAUAUGCGCAGAAUGUGGGAAAUCUUUUGCUAGUAGUACAGAACUUGUAAGACAUAAAAGAAUGCACACAGAUGAAAGACCAUUUGUAUGUACUGAGUGUGGGAAAUGUUUUCGAAAGUUUUCAAAUCUUGCUUCUCAUAGGACGAUCCACACAGGAGAAAAACCAUUUACCUGUCCUGAAUGUGGGAAAAGUUUUAGCCAGAGCUCAAAUUUUGUUGCACAUAAAAAGAUUCACACGGGAGAAAAACCAUUUGCGUGCUCUGAGUGUCAUAAAUGCUUUGGGAGUAAUGUAGAGCUUGUUCGACAUCAGGUUGUACAUAAAGGAGAAAAAACAUUUACUUGCUCUGAAUGUAAUAAAUCUUUUGCUAGGAAAUCAGAUCUUAGUAUACAUAGGAGAAUUCACACUGGAGAAAAACCGUACUCAUGCUCUAUAUGUGAGAAAUCUUUUACUGCUAGCUCAAGUCUUGUGAUUCAUAAGAGAAUUCAUACUGGAGAGAAACCAUUUGUCUGCUCAGAAUGUGGAAAAUCUUUUCGUAACUGGUCAAAUCUCAAUACACAUAAGAAAAUUCACACAGGUGUAAAACCGUUUAUAUGUUCUGAAUGUGGUAAAUGUUUUACUACCAAUGCAGAGGUUGUUAUGCAUAACAGAAUUCACACUGGAGAAAAGCCAUUUGUGUGCUCUGAGUGUGGGAAAUCAUUUCGCCACAGCUCCCAUCUUGCUAGUCAUAAAAAACUUCACACAGGGGAAAAAUCAUAUUCUUGUGCUGAAUGCGGAAAAGGUUUUGUUACUAAUGCAAAACUUGAUUUGCAUAAGAUAAUACACACUGGAGAAAAACCAUUUCCAUGUUCUGAGUGUGGCAAAUGUUUUAACAAAAGCUCAAAUCUCAGCACUCACAAGAAAACUCAUACACGUGUCAAACCAUUUUCUUGUUCCGAAUGUGGUAAAUAUUUUAUUAGCCAAGAAGCAGUUUUUAUUCAUAGUAAAACUCACACAGAAGAAAAACCAUUUGUGUGCUCUGAAUGUGGGAAGUGUUUUAGCCAAAGCUCCCAUCUAACUAAUCAUAGUAAAGUUCACAUAGCUGAAAAAUCAUUUUUGUGUUCUGAAUGUGAAAAAAGUUUUCCCAGUAAUGCAAAGCUUGCUUUGCAUAUGAGAAUUCACACAGGAGAAAACACAUUUGCAUGUUCUGAAUGUGGGGAAUGUUUUAACAAAAGUUCAAAUCUUACCUCUCAUAAGAAAAUUCAUGCAGGAAUUGAAAAUCAUAUACAUGCUUUGGAGGUGGGAAAUGAUUUUUCUUUAAAUACCCAUCAAGUCAGCGAUCUAAAACAGGAAACUACCUUUUGAUUUCAAGGUUCAUAAAUUUAUGAAUUGGAAAGUUCAUAUAGGGAAAUAGUAUAUUGUAACCAUUACUGUUUCUAUUUAUUUUAGAAAAUAACAUAUUUAAAGGUUUGCAAUUAAAGCUUUUUAAAAGAGCUGCAA